Molecule: messenger RNA, 543 nt
Organism: Acanthosepion pharaonis
Lineage: Eukaryota; Metazoa; Mollusca; Cephalopoda; Sepiida; Sepiidae
Source: the annotation of a GenBank genome assembly
AUGCGGCCGCUCACAGAUCAGGAAUGUAAAGUUUUUUUCGAAAAAUUAUCAAAAUACAUUGGCGAGAACAUAAAACAACUUCUAGAACGUCAAGAUGGAAAAUAUUGUUUUCGAUUUCAUAAAGACAGAGUUUAUUAUUGCAAGGAACAACUGAUGAAAAAGGCUGGACAUAUUUCAAGGGAUCAUUUAUUAAGCUUUGGUACUUGUUUUGGCAAGUUUACCAAAACUGGUAAAUUUCGUCUUCAUGUUACAGCCUUAGACUUUUUGGCACCGUAUGCAAAGUUCAAAAUAUGGCUAAAGCCUAAUGCUGAACAACAGUUUUUGUAUGGAAACCAUGUGAUGAAAGCAGGUCUUGGAAGAAUUACUGAAGGGACGCCACAAUUUCAAGGAGUGGUUAUUUACAGCAUGAGUGAUCUCCCUUUGGGCUUUGGGGUUGCUGCAAAAUCAACUCAAGAAUGCAGACAUGCUGACCCCAUGGCCACAAUAGCAUUUCACCAGGCGGACAUUGGAGAAUAUCUGAGAAAUGAGGAAAAAAUUACUUAG